This is a messenger RNA of Linum tenue, 844 nucleotides long. The record is from the annotation of a GenBank genome assembly. NCBI's taxonomy places the organism in Eukaryota, Viridiplantae, Streptophyta, Magnoliopsida, Malpighiales, Linaceae.
GGCGGGAACCAUUGGCGCCAUUAAUUCAGGAUUCGCGCCAUAACUGGCGAGUUUCUGCCUAUUUAAUCGACCGCCACUAGUGGCUACUAUGAACUAUCGUCUCCCAAUCACGUCUUCCCAUUUCGCCCCAAACCAUCACCCCACUCCUCAAAAUGGCCCAAGCAGCGGAGAUCAAGAACGGCAGCGCCGAAAUCCAGGAGCCGGCGGCGAAGAUCCCGAAGCUCGACCAGCAAAACGGCGUCCACUCCGCCCUCGUCCCCGCCGAUGUGCCUUUCUUCAAGGUGAAGAAGCUUUCCCCGAAGGCCGUCUUGCCCACUAGAGCCUCUCCUCUCUCCGCCGGCUACGAUCUCUCCAGUGCUGCGGAGGCGAAAGUCCCGGCGAGAGGAAAAGCCCUAGUUCCGACGGACCUGAGCAUCGCGGUGCCUGAAGGGACAUACGCCCGCAUAGCUCCGAGGUCCGGACUCGCGUGGAAGCACUCGAUCGACGUGGGAGCGGGAGUGAUAGACGCCGAUUACAGAGGCGCCGUCGCGGUGAUCCUGUUCAAUCACUCCGACGUCGACUUCGAGGUCAAACAAGGCGAUAGGAUUGCUCAGCUGAUUAUCGAGAAGAUAGUUACUCCCGAGGUUGUGGAAGUUGAAGAUUUGGAGGCCACCGUUAGAGGCGAAGGAGGGUUCGGCUCCACCGGCGUCUGAAAUCCAUUUCAUUUUUACCGUUCGCUAACCCUCGUCGCCGACUUGUUUUUUCCCCCCAUUUGCUUCGGCCUCCGUUGUAGGGGUAGUUUAGUGAUAUUAGCGGACGAUGUUGCUAAAUCGGAUAAUAGAAAGUAGUGCAGUAGCAGUAGUAA